GUAGCACAAAGGAGUUUUUGGCGUAAUAAAAUUAAAAGAUGGCAGAUUGGCAGGCUGGCGGACUGUGUGUGUUAAAGAAAUUUUGUGCUUUUGGUGGGUUUUCUAAAGUUGUAAUUUUCCUGGCAUAAAUCUUUGGCGGCCAAAAAUGGAGAAAUCCAAUCAGGUCAGGGAACAUUUAACUCAAUAUACAUGGACAUGUACUUUCUUUGAGUAAAAAAAUCCCGACUGCACUUCUGGCCAAUGACCAGUGAUGAUAUUGAGGCUUGACUUUCAAUAAUAGAGCACGCCAAACCAUGCUGUGUUGCAUGCAAAUAUGCCAAUGAAAUUUAAUUUAGAGAUGAUUAAAAAUUCAAUGCAUGUUGAUACAAUCAAUGCAUGAUAUUACUCUAUUAUCCAUAGUAUCAGCUGUUAUUAUUGAACAUUGACUGGAAAAACAUCAUCUGACCUUCAAUAUAUGAAUUUCUUUUGUCAACAGAUUUUGUGCUUUCGAGAGGUUCUUCUUUGUGAUAACCUUAAUAGCAACAGACUGAUCACGUCUCUGCAAAAAUGAACAAAAUUUUGAGCAUUUUAACAUGCAGUGCACAAUAUAUUUUUUUGGGGGGAAGGGGGGUGGAUUUAAGCCAAUUUUGAAUGAUAUACCAUAGCAUAACAGAUUAACGUUAGAAUAUAAAAAUAAUUUAGAAUGGUCCAGAUUUGAUUAAGUGCCAAUGAAAGACAUAUAUAUAGUAUUUUACGUGAUUACGUAAAUUGGUUUGUUCUUGUCCAAAGAAACCUUUUUGUAUAUUUUUUUCCUACGCGAUUAUUUAUAGCAAAAUUUAUCAUUAUGGCUGGUUUCGGUUGUUUUAAAACAUUCUGUACGGGAUUUAGCGCUAAAAACUUGCCAAUGACAAGGCGAAAAUACAUUGAAAGAGAGCAAACGAAAAUAUACAUAUAUUACGAUAUGAUCUAAUGUUUUUAGCAGGAAGACCGAAGACGUUUUAAAAAUAUGCGUUCUAACUUACUUGGCGGUUUCUUCCUUUAAAUACGACAGCAAAAGCUCCAUGACCUAUUAAAUCUUUUCGCCUGUAUUCAAAAUCUCCGACGUUAAUAAUAUCUGCCAUUGGCGAACUUGACCUCCAAGGGUUUUUGGCGCUUGGAAUCGAAACGCGUUGAAUUGACGCCUAAAUAAAGCCUUGUUUCCAUAGAUUAUUCUCUCCCCGAAGGACUAUGGCUACUUCGUCAUAACAUUGUACAGCUAUUUCGGCUAACGUUGUCCAUUUUAACACAACAGCAGUCGUUCUAAAGAAAAACUUGAUUUCUCUCCAUUGUUGACAAGGUUUUGUUUACUUCGCAAUGUUUAUCACACAAGAAAUGAGCCCGCCAUUUCAUAUAAUUGCGGAUAUUACGUCGGUUUACCAACGUCACUUGUCGUAUCAAUUUCGUGGUCAGCUCGUCUUCCGAAUCUUGAGCACUGAGCUAUAUAUAAACUGGAGAGAGUGUUCCUUCCGGUUAUAUUACAAGUUAUAUUACUCUCUUUGCCAUAUUUAGCUACUUCAUUUUCUCCGUUCCCAUCAGAGGUUUCCCAUCAGAAGGUUUUCACUUGAAAAGUUUUCAAGGAGAGACAAAGGAGAAGGGGGGGGGAUAUGCGUUCCCGUUUUCACUUGAAAAGUUUUCUAUUAUUAUAAAAAGGAUUUCACCAUCUGGCUAAUUUUCUGUGUUUAUUAUGCCUUAUCACCCCCUUGUUCCCUAAAAAACACUGGGAGGGUACGAGGUCGCCUGCGAGACCCUCUAUGGCCACGAGAGGUAUAGGUAGGUAGGUAGGUAGGUAAAAUUGCAUUUAUGAAUGUUGGUAAUGUAUCUGAAAAUUCUGAAUCACGCAUCUCUGCAGGUGAUGAGUUCCACAAUUUAGCUUCAUCACAACAGAAGCUUUUCUUAAGGUUUUCAGUUUUUGGCAAAGGUAGUUGCAGCGAGGUAGAGGAGCCCCUAAGAUCAUAUUCUGUUAUGUUUCUUUUGUGUACAAAGAGAGUAGCGAGUGAACUUGUGGCCAAAUCAUUUAGAACUUUGUACAUUUGUUUAACUUUAGAUUUGGCUUGUCGAGUUUCAAGAGGCUCCCACCCUAGAGCGUUUAUUGCUUCUAUACCAGGUGUAUUGUACCUCAAAUUCAUUAUUAUUCUUGCAGCUCUAUUCUACCAAGUGUAUCCCUCAGGUAUUCCUCGACGAACUUCAGCAAUGCUAAGUUAUUAUUGGCUAUUGCAGUGAAAUGCUAAAUUCUUAUUGGUUAAUUUACCAGCUUUGCGAUUGAAAAAAAAGACAUCCUAGCCCGCGCACAGGCAUUGCUCUGGGUACGAGAUUGCGCCCGCAAUAUUACGGCAAUCAUCCGGGAAUUUAUUAAGGCGUCAUCAUAAAUUGUGACGUCAAAAUUGGCUUCCGCAAGUUCGAUCUUUUCUCAAGAUCUUCCACCUGAGACGAGUUCAGCACACGUGCAAUGUAAGUUUUAUGCCAUUUCUUUUACUUUUUAUUCGAGUUUUAACGAUAUAAUGUACGAAUAUACCUUACGUGAUACUGUUCUUUCGUUUUGUGCCGAAAUUGUUGCGAAAACGCGUCGAAAAGUGCGAGCAAAACGCUUGCAAAAAUCGCCGGUUUUGGCCAUGUAGGGCAAGUAUAAUAUGCAUUGUGAAAUCUUUUUUCUGUUGCUUGCUUGUUGCAAAUCUGAUGGAUUUUUUAAGGCAAUGAACACAUUGUCUUGGGACUUAUUUUAUCAUUUAAAUAACUUCCAAACUUUUAUGAUAGCAAACCGAGAUACUUGUAGUGCAAUGAGAAUUCUUGUUUUUAUAGCGUCGCGUCCUAUAAAGUUAUAAACUAAUAUAAAUUUUCGUUUGCCAUUUGGCUUAUAGAUUUAGAAAAAAAGUUGAAAAAGUUUUGGAUAAGGGACGAAUUAUUAAAAUAUAGAAGAAUUUUUCAAUUGAAAUCCGUUGAGAUUUCGUGUGCUUGCGUUUGCAUACAUGAUCGACUUUGAUCGUAUAUUUGAUUCGAAUUUCAAUUUGGCUGAAAUAAUUUUCAGCAUUGUACUUUGUACUGCCGUGCCAAAAUUGGGCUGUACUCCUUAAGUAUAUUAGACAGAUUGUUGUACACUGUACUGUAUUGAAUACCCGGUUUUCUGUGUGAUUUUUAAUGCAGGUUUUCAGUUUAUAAAAAAAUAUUUCAAAUUCUAGGAAAUGAGUUCAUUUCAACAUUUUUAGGAAAUUGUGCAUUUUAUUGUACCCAAGUAAUCACUGAAUCAUUGGAAUUCCCCACACUUGAGUAGUGGUAGGCAGGAUGGUUAGCUCAGAAUAUCCCCAGGGGUGGAGCCCCACUGCACUGUACUUUAUCACAAUGCCGCAGAUACAAAUCUCUAUUUACACCUAAAAUUUCAUUUUGUUUGUAACAAGCAUUUGAGGGUUUCAAUUAGCUCAGCCAAUCAGGGCGAGGCUAGAGGAUUUACAUGAUUGGAUUUAAACCUGUCAAAAUGCUCUUUUCACAAGAAUUUAAAGUUACGUGAACAUAGGUGAUUUUGUUGUAACUGUCCGGUACUUACAUGCAAACAACUGUAUAAUAGAUUGUCAACCCUUGAUUAUCAGGUAAAUUUUCAAGUAAAAGGAACUGUUGUCUAAUGUAUAUACACAUUUUUCUUUCAGAGAAAUCUAAACAAAUAUGGCAGAGAAAACCAAGAAACUUGGUUUUGCUGAAAACUUUGCCCUCAGCGGUGUCGCAGCUGUAAUCUCAAAAACUGCCGCUGCUCCUAUUGAACGUAUCAAGCUUCUGGUUCAAAACCAAGAUGAAAUGCUCAAGACUGGUCGUCUGGCCGAGCCAUACAAGGGUGUCAUCGAUUGCACAAUGAAGACCUACCGUUCAGAAGGUUUCUUGCCUUUCUGGAGGGGUAACUUGGCUAACUGCAUCCGUUACUUCCCCACGCAAGCUCUUAACUUUGCUUUUAAAGACAAAGUGAAAGCUGUUUUCAAGAUCAGUAAGACAGACGGGUCUGCCAUGAAAUUCACGAAGAAUAUUGUUGCUGGUGGUUGUGCUGGUGCAAUGUCCCUUGUUUUUGUGUACUCCUUGGAUUACGCUCGAACCAGGUUGGCCAAUGACACUAAGGCUGCUGGGAAGGGUGCUGAACGUCAAUUCAAUGGUCUUGUUGACGUCUACAGAAAGACCUUGAAAAGUGAUGGUAUUCAAGGGCUCUAUCGAGGCUUUGCCAUUUCCUGUGUGGGUAUCAUUGUCUACCGAGGUUUCUACUUUGGUCUCUAUGACACACUCAAGCCAAUUAUGUUGGGCGAAGAUGCAGGUUUGUAUUUUGCAUUUCAAUUAAGUUGUUCAGAUGAUUUUACUUGAAACAAGCCCAUUUUCAUGUGUAAUUGAGAUGGUUUGAUAAACAUUCUUGUAUGUGCAUAAUAACAAGUCUUCUUGCCCUCCUUCUCAGGUUGAAAAAUUCCAUUCCAUUUUCAGUCAGAUGGCAAGAAGGCAUAUAAAGAUACACAGACAUAAAAGAAUAUUUACAUCCGUCUCUAUUAAUAUAAAAUUGGUUUACGAGACCCACUUCACAUGAACUAUGCGACCUACUUGGUCUAUGGGCCCCUUUUGUCUCUUGUUAACCCGCCAUUCUACAAUUUCCCACAUAUUCAAACUACUUUGUUUUACCUUGUCUUAUGCCAGAUGAUUUUGUUUUGCUUUAGGUCUUGUUCUGUCAUUUUGCCUUGGCUAUGCCGUGACUGUCAGCGCCGGUCUGGCAUCUUACCCAAUUGAUACUAUCCGAAGACGUAUGAUGAUGACAUCGGGAGAGGCUGUCAAAUAUAAGGGCUCGAUAGAUUGCUUUUUGCAAGUUGUGCGUAACGAGGGUGCUCUGUCACUGAUGAAGGGUGCUGGUGCUAAUAUCUUGAGAGGUGUUGCAGGCGCUGGUGUGCUCGCAGGUUUCGAUAAAUUCAAGGCUCUCUACAUCGCAUGGCGUCUCACUUGAACAAAUGAACAGUAACUUAUCUGCCAAAUAUGGAGUGCAGGUCAACUCUUUCAAAACUUGGACAACUUUAACCAGGCACUUUCGAGUGAUUUUGCAGAAAUAUGACUUUUUCAGUAAAAAAUUAAUUUCACAUUAAUAGACUCUUUAUGUUUGUUUUAUUUUCUCUUCUCAAUAAAAGACAAUUUAAAUAAUGACUCUAUGUUCUGUUGGUUUCUAAUCUACACACGUAAAAAUCUCACAACUUGUCAACAAGAUGUGUUUGCAACAGGCUUGCAGCAAGCUUGUCAACAAGUUGUAACAAUGCUGUUAUUUUAUCAAGUUGCUACAAGGUUGUCACUCACAACUUGUUGACAAAUUGUCGAAUUGCAGGACGAUAACAAGUCGUUGGAACAACUUGGAACAAGUCUGUUGAACUCAACAACCUUGUAGCAAGUUGUCAACAAGCCGUUGACAACUUGUCAACAAGCUGGGAACAAGCAGUGCGAACACAUCCUGUUGACAAGUUGUUGGAACAGCAUUGCUACAAGUCUGCUGCAGGUUUGUUACAACUUGCGUGUUUUUACGUGUGUAGUAUGCAGACAAGACAAAAAUACACUUAAUUAUGUUUUUAAAUUUGUUUUUCACCUGUAUCCGUCUUUGCCAACACUGUGAACUUAGCGUGUUUUCUUUGUCAUGUUCGCAUACUAGAUCCGAAAGUUCUCCAGUAACUAGUACUGUGAAAAAAUGAACCCAAUAGACACUUUUGAAAUUUGCUUCAGUGCACAUGAAUAAUUUUUAGUUGAGGCUGACAAUGUUAUAAUCUAAUAUGCAUGUUGUAGUCCAUUGUUAGCUUCGAAGCAUGCACUCAAGGUCUAUGUUCAACUAGCCACAAAUAUGAUUUUUUGUUUGUGUAUUAAUAUUUGGGUCAUUCUAAGAAGAAGUGUUAUGUAUCUUUGUAGUAAAAAACCUUGUCUUGUCAACUUUUUCGCUGUCAUUAGGUGAAUUCUUGGUACAAAAAAAGAAACUAAUUUGCAAUUUACCUAACCAUAUCAUAUCUGGAAACUUUAACAGUGAAAAAGUUGAUCAAGAUGGGAUUUUUUACUAUAAAGAUAUAUUACAUUUCGUCUUUGAAUGACACAAAUAUUACACAUACAAUAAAUCCUAUUUAGGGUUAGUCACACUUUAAAACAAAGAGACAUCUGCGGUAUGAAGGGUAUACAACUACUAUAAAGUCAAAGUUGAAAGUUGAAAGUUCAGCUUAUAGUUUUCAGGUAGUUGUAUUAUCCUUCCCACCACAGCUGUUGGUUUAGUCUCGACCUACAACGGCACCGACUGUUGUAUUUUGAAAUGUCCAAUUAGGCAUUACCCCCCUUGAACAAUGUUUGCUUGUGUAUAACAUUGGUGAUUAAAAGGAAUUAGCAUGGUUUAUAGUUGAUUGUCUUCUGCUUGGGGACCAUUAUUUAAUUUUUGUGUAUUGCAUCACAUUUCAUAAAAACUAUCUCUACCACUUGUAUUUAUUUUUCCUCUUUUUCUUCAGCCGCUUGACAUUCUUUCCCGACCCUGAUUUGGAUGUCUUCUUUGGUUUCUUUUUCUUCGCUUUUAUCACAGAUUGAUUUUCAGACACUGCAUCCAUAGUCUCGUCUACAUCUCCUGGUAAAUAUACGUCAUAGCAGAGAGCUUACA
Messenger RNA from Paramuricea clavata, 6631 nucleotides. The record is from the annotation of a GenBank genome assembly. NCBI's taxonomy places the organism in Eukaryota, Metazoa, Cnidaria, Anthozoa, Malacalcyonacea, Plexauridae.